UGAAUAAAAUUCAGCUGUGGAUCAGUGUUUUAUUCACAACGAACCAACUGACAGACAGAAGACCACUGUGAGGUCUGCAUCUCUUCUCGGUCUGCUUGUACAAAGAUAUAUGCACUUGAGACAAACUGUUAACUAAACAUGCAACAGAAUACACAGGAGGAAGGAACAGAGUGAGCAAACAAGAUAAUGUAAUGAGCAACUUGAUCCAGUUAUACAUGAACAGUUUGUGUGCAGUUCAGGAUGGACAUAAAUCAGUGUUGUGUGAAGCUGUCGGUCCAGCCGGCCAGAGGACUCAUGGAUGAGAAGUUCACCGUCUUGAUCCAGAACGCCCCGUCUGGUUUCCAGCUGACAGUCCACGCCCUCCAUCAUUGUGAAGAUGGACACACCUGGGAGGCGUUCGCUCACUACACUACCAACGCCACCGGGACUGUGAACGUUUCAGAGGACCCCAGUCUGGGUGGGACAUAUUCUGGGGUUGAACCGAUGGGUCUACUGUGGAGCCUUGGACCAGUUCCAGGCAGCAAACCUGGGCUCAGGCUGAGGAAGGUUAAUGUCCUGACUCCCAUGGAGGUCACGAUCUCGGUGUACCAGGGUCACCAGACUGAGGGCUUUCUGGAUCAGGUGCCGCUGGCCAGUGUGGUGGUGGAGCGCUGGUACAUGGCUCCCGGUGUCCGCAGGAUCCCAAUCACAGAGGGCGGACUCACUGCAACUCUCUUCUUGCCCUCAGGGCCUGGACCUUUCCCCGGCCUCCUGGACCUGUGGGGGGGUAGAGGGAUGUUGAUGGAAUACCGCGCUGCACUGCUGGCCUUCCAUGGCUUUGCCUCCCUGGCCCUUGACUACCUGAAUCCUAAAAUCACCCAGGAAACAGGGAAGAUGGUGGGCAAAGAUUACUUUGAGACGGCCUAUAGAGUCCUGGAGCAGCAUCCUCAGGUCCUUGGCAGCAGAAUCGCCAUGUUGGGUCUCUCCCUUGGUGCCAGUAUCACCCUCAAAAUGGCUGUUUGCUCCCUAGUUGUAAAGCUCAGGUGUGCGGUGUGUAUUAGCGGGACUCAUGUGCAGCCGGCGGAUGGAUCUGUGGCAGACAUGAUAGCCUACUAUAAAAAACACUCUGCAAGUGUUCGCUUCAACGAGGAGAACGAGGCGAUCUGCCGUGAUAUUCUGCUGCCCAUCCCCACCGAUCCGGCAUUCAAAGUGGAUAUGGGACGACUCCAGUGUCCUCUGUUACUGGUUAUAGGUGAGGACGAUCAGAACUGGCCUGUCUACAAGUCUGCAAUGGACAUUAAGGAGAUGAUGGAACAGGCAGGGAACAGCCACCUGCUGACCAUCCUGUCGUACCCGAACACUGGUCACCUGAUCGAACCUCCGUACAUGCCGCACACCCGAUCCAGCGUGUUCAAAUCGUCUAGCACAAUGGAGAGAACAAUAGUUCUCUGGGGUGGAGAGAUGGGUCCUCAUUCUCGAGCUCAGCAAGACGCCUGGAGGAAGAUACUGGCCUUCCUGGGAAAGAAUCUGUAUGGCGGCGGAAACCCUGUUGCAACCUUAUCAUCACACCUGUAACAGAGUUACAGGUGUGAUGAUAAGUCUCAUACUAUACCAUAACUGUCAGUACAUUUGUAAAAUUCAAAACGAUGGAAUGAUUUAAGACCCUUCUGAGCCAAUCAGUCAUUAGAUUUAACACUGCUGCAAAUAACAUCACAAUCAUGCUGAUUGACAUUAACAUUCAUAAUGUAGGAGUUAGUACGCAGGCACCAGCACGCAUGCUGCCUGUUGCCGUAGUCCUGUGUGCACUGACGUAAAGGCGAGCUGCUGUAACAAAGAGUUUCCCCUCGGGGAUCAAUAAAGUAUUUCUGAUUCUGAUUCUGUCACAGAUUCUGACCUUCAAAGGACCAGACUGGUGGUUCUGUUUUAGUCAAUAAUAAUCACAUAUAUUGUACUUCAUAUCCCUGCUGAUCAUUUUCUAAAUAAUCUCUGUUUUUGAUUUCCUUCCUUCAGGCAGCCUUUGGUUUCUCUCUAUUCCUUUUGCAACUUGCUGCAGAGAUAGUCAAGUGAUUUUUAAUGUACGUAACGGCUGCAGUGCAGUGUUAUGUGUUUUUUAUUCAUCAAAUAAACUCAUUUGUUCAAUGAC
Messenger RNA from Siniperca chuatsi (mandarin fish), 2122 nucleotides. Its product is annotated as peroxisomal succinyl-coenzyme A thioesterase-like. Gene Ontology annotation, biological process: fatty acid metabolic process; acyl-CoA metabolic process. Bases 241 to 1554 code for a protein of 437 amino acids. Lineage: Eukaryota; Metazoa; Chordata; Actinopteri; Centrarchiformes; Sinipercidae. Gene Ontology annotation, molecular function: fatty acyl-CoA hydrolase activity. The transcript has 13 exons. The record is from RefSeq and is a predicted model, not a curated record.